This is a messenger RNA of Myxocyprinus asiaticus (Chinese sucker), 10913 nucleotides long. Its product is annotated as collagen alpha-1(XXII) chain-like. Gene Ontology annotation, biological process: endothelial cell morphogenesis; angiogenesis. The transcript is spliced from 64 exons. The record is from RefSeq and is a predicted model, not a curated record. NCBI's taxonomy places the organism in Eukaryota, Metazoa, Chordata, Actinopteri, Cypriniformes, Catostomidae.
AUGGAGUUUCAAUUUGGGCUCAGGAUCUUUUUGGUCCUGACCAUACUGGCUUUGACGUUCUAUGGAGGUGGCGUUGAAGGACAAAGGGCAGGCUGCAAAAACGUCCACUAUGAUCUGGUUUUCAUCUUGGAUACCUCUUCCAGUGUGGGCAAGGAAAACUUUCAGAAGAUCCGCCAAUGGGUGGCAAACCUGGUGGAAUCGUUUGACUUAGGUUUUGAUAAGACACGUGUGGCUGUGGUCCGCUAUAGCGACCGUCCCACCACCGAAUUCAACCUGCGUAGGUACAGAACUCUCCAGGAGGUCAAACAUGCUGCUGCAAACAUCCGCUACCUGGGUGGGAACACCAAGACUGGAGACGCCAUCAGCUUCACGGUUAAUAACAUCUUCACUGAGAGGGCAGGUGCACGGCCUGACACCAAGGGCUUUCAGAAAGUGGCGAUCUUGCUAACUGAUGGCAAGAGUCAAGAUUUUGUUUUGGAGCCAUCUGUAGCAGCAGCGGCUGCUGGGAUCAGGUUGUUCGCAGUGGGGAUCGGAGAAGCUCUGCAGGAGGAGCUAGAGGAGAUUGCAGCAGAGCCCAAAAAUGCUCAUGUAUUCCAUGUGACAGACUUUGACGCCAUUGACAAGAUCAGGGGCAGGUUGAGGAGGCGAAUCUGUGAGAAUGUUCUGUGUCCCAACAUGAAAGUUCAAGCAGGCCGUUUUCGGCUAAACAGCACCAGUGCAGGACUGACGGAGGUGCCAGGUUUUGAUUUAAUGGAAUACUUCAAUGUGAGAGAUUUUCUCGGUGAGCUGGGUCAGACCCCCUAUGUUCGGCUCGGUACCAUGCCCAUCGUCCAACAAACAGAAGAUGUGUUGCCUCAAGGUCUACCUGAUGAAUAUGCAUUUGUGACUACAUUUAAGUUCAGAAAGACCUCUCGUAAAGAAGACUGGUACCUGUGGCAGGUCUAUGACAAACAUGGCAUCCCACAGGUUUCGAUCCGUCUGGACGGGGAGAAUAAAGCAGUGGAGUACAAUGCCGUUGGCCUGAUGAAGGACGCUGUCCGGGCGGUCUUUAAAAACCCAGAGGUGGACAACCUGUUUGACCGUAACUGGCAUAAGAUCGGUAUGAGGGUGGACUCCAAGUCUGUGUCCCUGUUUCUGGACUGUAAACACAUUGCGUCACUGCCAAUAGAGGACAGAGAAGACAUCGACAUCCAGGGAAAGACUGUCAUUGGCAAGAGACUCUACGACAGCGUUCCCAUCGAUUUUGACCUCCAGAGGAUGGUGAUCUACUGUGAUGGUAAACAGGCAGAGCAGGAGACGUGCUGUGAUAUUCCUGGUGGCCCUUGUGAACAAUCUCUGGUGACUGAGGCCCUCCCCCCCCCCCAACUCCCGUUGCCCACCCCAAAACCAACAAGUGCUGAGCAGAAGAGACCAGCUGCAGUGAACUGCUCCUGCCCUGUAGGGGAAAGGGGUGAGACAGGCCCACCGGGUGUUGGGGGGCUCAAGGCUGAAAAGUGGUUCUUUACAUAAACUGUACAUCUACAUCCUGGUCUAAAGGGGGCUGAAGGACCACCAGGACUUAAGGGUCAGAAAGGAGAACGUGGUCAGGCUGUCUCUAUCAAAGGUGAUAGAGGGGAGAAGGGGGACAGUGGUGAGCACUGUGAACCUGGAGCUAGAGGAGAUAAGGGCAAGAGAGGAUCAGAUGGUUUGCCUGGUCUGGCUGGGAAACAAGGAGAUAAAGGAGAGAGAGGUGAGCGAGGACUCUCAGGUGAAGCUGGGUUACCUGGACCUUUUGGACCGAAGGGUAUCCAAGGUGAUGCUGGUACUCCCGGAGCACCGGGUCCACAAGGGGCGUCUGGUGGCGCAGGAGUAAAAGGAGAUAAAGGAUCACCCGGAGAUCAGGGUGAUCCAGGUUUAGAUGGGUUUCCAGGGAAACCUGGUGUUCCAGGAAAAGAUGGUCUUAGGGGAUUAAUUGGUGCUCCAGGCCCAAAUGGAGUCAAAGGAGAAAAGGGAGAAAUUGGCCUGGCUGGAAUACCUGGUGAUGCGGUUCAGCUGGCAGGACUCAAAGGGGAGACUGGCAUCCCUGGCCCACAAGGGCCCCCUGGGGCUGAUGGCCCUCCUGGACCUCCUGGCCCACCUGGACCCCCAGGUUUGGCUGGGGAGCCUGGUGAGAAUGGACAAAGGGGUAAAAAAGGCGAUGCAGGAUUGCCUGGAGUUGAUGGUCUCCCAGGACCACUUGGUCCUCAAGGGCCUCCUGGGCCUGCUGGUAGUCCUGGGCAGACAGGACCUCCCGGAUUACCUGGUGAAAUUGGAUUUUCGGGAAAACCAGGAGAACCAGGAAAACCAGGCUUGCCAGGAAAGGAUGGACUGGACGGUUUCCCUGGAAACGAUGGAGAGAAGGGGCAAAGGGGAGAACCUGGACAGGAUGGCUUCCCUGGCAAACCCGGGCCAAAGGGAGAUGAAGGCCCUCCGGGGCCACGAGGACCUGCAGGUGAACGGGGAGAGCCCGGUUUAGCUGGGCAGUCCGGCCCAGUUGGACCCAAUGGAGAGAGAGGAGUCCAGGGAGAGAGAGGAAGAGAUGGACCAACUGGAGCAAAAGGAGACAAAGGAGACAGGGGUGAAAUGGGACCCAUUGGACCAGCAGGGGCCCCAGGAAAUGUGGCCAAUGUGAUCCCUGAACCGGGUGAACCGGGUAAUCCCGGAGAGAAAGGAGAGAAAGGGGACCAAGGAAAACCAGGCGAGAUGGGUCAAAGAGGACUUCCUGGAGAGCAGGGCUUCAGAGGACAACUCGGACCUCCGGGCCCAAAGGGUGAUUCGGGUGAUAAAGGAGAUGCCGGGAGAAACGGAGAUCCAGGUCCACCAGGAUUGACGGGCCCUCAGGGGCCCAGAGGGCUGCCAGGCAAUGUGGGUAUUCCGGGCAGUAUCGGUCCACCUGGUAUUGCUGGACAGAGAGGAGAGAAGGGUGAUGCAGGCAAAGAUGGUCCCCCUGGACCCCCGGGUAAAACUGGUGAGCCGGGUUUAAGAGGAGAAAUCGGUUUACCAGGAAAAGGCAAAGAUGGAGCAAAGGGUGAUACGGGACCUCCGGGGCCAGCCGGCCCUCCAGGACUGAAGGGUCUGCCUGGUCCUCAGGGAAUGCAGGGGAUGCCAGGAAACAGAGGACCUCCAGGAGAAGGGACAGCUGGACCCCCAGGGCCUCCUGGACCCGCGGGGCCACAAGGAGCAGCGGGUUUGAGUGGACCUCCCGGAGUGAGCGGACCACAGGGACCCGCAGGACACAAUGGUUUGCCAGGAAGACCUGGAGAGAAGGGCUCCCCUGGAGAACCGGGAAAAGCUGCAGACCUUUCUGAUCUGAAUCUGAAGGAUGUUUGUUCAGAAUGUCCUCCAGGACCAGCUGGACCCAUGGGUAUGCCUGGAGCUCCAGGUGACCAAGGUCAUACUGGGCCACCUGGAAAAAAUGGCCAAGAUGGCUAUCAGGGCCCACCUGGACCUACAGGACCGCCAGGGAAACCUGGUGCUGAUGGAACCAAGGGGGUCAAAGGUGACAUAGGACCUCCAGGUACACCUGGCGAUAAAGGUGAAAAGGGGCCCCCAGGACCUCCUGGUUAUCCAGGGGCCGCAGGAGCCAUGGGUCAACCUGGUAAUGAUGGAAACCCAGGGCCUAUUGGGCCACCGGGAAGUCCUGGAGAAAAGGGUAAAGAAGGGCUAAAGGGAAUCCAGGGACCUCCAGGUCUGCCAGGUUUAAUGGGCAUGAUGGGUAAAUCUGGAAAGGAUGGAAGAGCAGGAGAACCAGGAGAGCCGGGCAAGCAGGGUGAGCCUGGACCACCAGGCAGAGACGGACUCAGAGGAAUGCCUGGUUUCAAAGGUCAUAGAGGGGAACCAGGACCACCAGGGUCAAAGGGCGAAGAAGGGAAGCAGGGAACUCCUGGACAUGAAGGUCCACCUGGGAAAGAUGGGAACGCAGGACCGCCAGGGCCAGAGGGCAUGAGGGGGCCAAGAGGAGAACCGGGUCAACCAGGAGAACCAGGAGCACAAGGCAAGUCUGGAACUCAGGGAAAUCCGGGUCAGCCAGGACACAAAGGUGAGGCGGGGAGCCCAGGAUUACCUGGUUUUCUAGGCCCGGCAGGACCAUCGGGUCCGCCUGGUCCAGCUGGCCUGGAGGGCAAACAAGGUAUGCCAGGAGACCCAGGAGACAGAGGACACAAGGGAGACAAGGGUGAUAAUGGAAUUAAAGGAGAUAAAGGACCCAUUGGAGAUCCGGGUAUGCCGGGACACCCUGGGCCUCCAGGUCGGAAGGGUCACACAGGGAUGAUGGGCAUGGCGGGACCCCCAGGGGAAGUGGGUCCUGCUGGGCCCCCUGGUCAGCCAGGACAGCCGGGUCUCCCAGGAAUCAGAGGUGAGACACCGUCAAUGGAACAAAUGCGACGGCUGAUUCAAGAGGAGCUAGCCAAACAGUUAGAUGCUAAGUUGGCCUACCUCAUGGCUCAAAUACAGCCCGCUCAUAUCAAAAGCCCGGCUGGACGUCCGGGGCCACCUGGUCCCCCAGGUAUAGAUGGAUCCCCUGGCCGACAAGGCCCACCUGGAGAGUCUGGGAUACCUGGACAAAACGGAGCAGAGGGACCCAGAGGCCCAAUGGGUCCUAAAGGUGAACGAGGAGAAAGAGGUGAAAAGGGAGAGGACGGUGUUGGACAGAGAGGAGAACCUGGUCCAACUGGUCCCAUUGGUCCUGCAGGAAUGCCAGGUUAUGGAAAAGAUGGUCUUCCUGGAUCCGCAGGAUCUCAGGGAGAGCCUGGUAAUCCUGGCCCUCAUGGUCAGCCUGGACCACCGGGACCGCCAGGCCAGUGUGACCCCUCUCAGUGUGCAUACUAUGCCAGCCUGGCCUCAAGACCUCACACUAAAAAUGUCAAGGGGACUUAACGCACCUCUUACUGUCCUGGGCUAGCAGCUAAUUAUGAACUUGGACAUUCAGUAAGCCAAGAAUAUCUUCUAUUAAGAUCAAGAGAACUCCAGUCUGGAGCAUCUGAGGGGUGUGUGAAUGUAUGUGAAUGUGUGUGUGUUUAUAAUAGGCUUUUCACACUGCGCCAAACCUUGGGUUAACGUCAUCUUAAUCCUGGGAUAAGCAAUGUUUUACAUUUGUAAUUUUGAAAGGGUGUUAGUGUUUUUAACCCUGGGUUACGAAGCCCUGCUCUACUGCACGGUAAACACCGCUUUUGAGGUAUAAGGUGUUAAAAUCUUACACAGAGUUGUUUAGCAAUAGACUACCAACAAUAUACUUAACACAGGAGCACAUCAGGAAAUUCUAGUUGUGUUAUCCAGGCUUGGAAAUGUCAUGGAAAUUAGCCAAAUCUUAGAAGUAAUGGACAUACAUGAAUAUAUAUUUUUCUAGCUAAAAUCAAUCAGUGAGAUAUUGAUCUGUUGUGUAGAGUAAAACUAGAUCAGAUUCAUGCGCUUCGUACAGUUGCAAAAUAUUCAUGUGCCUUGUUUAGUUUCACAGUCUGGGAAACAGUGACAAAUGUCAAACCGUCAGUACGUUUACAUGCAUUUUAAAAGUUUGAUUUCAGUCAGACUAAAACAAUAAUUUGUCAUUUUAUUAUGUCAUGCAAAUGCAUUAGUCUGACUGAAAUCGUACCAUUUACAUUGAUGCAUUUGGCAGACGCUUUUAUCCAAAGUGACUUACAGUGCACUUAAUACAGGGACAAUCCCCCUGAAGCAACCUGGAGUUAAGUGCCUUUCUCAAGGACACAAUGGUGGUGGCUGUGGGGAUUGAACCAGCAACCUUCUGAUUACCAGUUAUGUGCUUUAGCCCACUAUGCCACCACCACUUUUUGGUUGCAAAGUCGGACUAACAGACCUUGGUAAUGCAACUGUACCUUAAUCCGAACACAAUCUGACCUCGGCGUUAUGCGAUGACUCGCAACGUUUAUUUAACACUUCCUUUGCUGACGUCCUUCCUUCAAAUAUUCGAUUACGUAUCGUGUCACGUAGCUGAACUUGCUUUAGCCCGAUUAUAACUGCACAUGUAAACGUACUGCAUGAACGAAUUAAGUGGAGCGAUGAAGUGACCGUAUUAUUUUUACAAUUAUUCCCAUGGAUAGACAAGCAGUUAUUAAAAAGUGAGCUCAUUGUGAGCUGUGCUUGUCCAAUCAGUGCUAUUAACCUCAUAUAUAUGCAAGUAAGAACGUAAACCCAGGGUUUACAAAUGUACAAUAUAAAAUCUCAAAAAUCGGAAUACCCCGGGAUUAAUUACUAACACAGAAUGAAGAGUGUGAAACAUUGAACCCAGUAUCACAUAAACCCAGGGUUAAAAAUGGCCCUCGGUCAACAAUUUCAAGUGUGAAAAGCCCAUAAAAGUCCUGCCGUUCAGAGGUAGAUAUGAUUUUUUUAAGGUGAUUGGGUGAUAUUUAGGGUAUGUGAGUUUUAGGUCAGGAUAUUCACUUCAAAUCAAAACCGUAAAGGUUUUUUCGGUCAACAGCGCAAGAUUCCUGUUACAAAGGAAAAACAUUAACUACCUUGAUGAUGUCAUAAUGAUACAACUUGUCGCCCAAGGUUGUGCCGCCCAUGCUCAAAAGGUUUGCUGACACCAUGUGGUCAGUAAUCGGGUAUUGAUCCAGUGUAAGAAACGUCUGUACAGAGUCAAGAUGUGUUUAUCAAGUCUGGGGAAUUUUCUACUUGAGGUUUAUCGAUGAAGCGCUCUGUUCCGCUGGGGGGAAAAAAGAAAAAGCAGGGCAUUAUUUCCCUCAUCAAUAGCUGAUCUCAACAAGAAUCAUUAGAGGUCCUAAAGGUCGUGGGGAAAUGCGUACAGUGCCUUUUAUCUGCUCUUUUUUAAUGUAGCCAUAGGUUUGUAAGAUAUAUCUCUUUUUUAAGCCAUGAAUUGUGGGAGUAAUAUGCAGUUUUAUCAUUUAGAUCAUUAAACUUGAGUUUUUCGAUGACCUUUCGUUUCCUCGGGCAGUUUUUCACAUUUUUUGACUUUAAAGAGGAUUCAAAGCCUUGGUAGCACAGCCGGUUUGUCAUAUAAAAUUACCACUGAAGGAACAGUUUAAGGAAUGUUCUGGGUUCAAUACAAGUUAAGCUCAAUUGACAGCAUUAGUGGCAUAAUGUUGAUUACCAAAAGUAAUAAAUACAACUCGUCCCUCCUUUUCUUAAAAAAAAAAAAAAAAGCAAAAAUGGAAGUUACAGUGAGACACUUACAGUGGAAGUCAAUGAGGCCGAUUUUUUUUGGAGGGUUUAAAGGCAGAAAUGUGAAGCUUAUAAAAUUAGCUUUGCCACCCCAACUCGGACCUCGCUUGCAUCCUGGAGACGGUGUGCAACGGCUUAACCCGUCUGUGUCACGCAUGGUCCAUAACAACGUUCCGCUCGUGUCUGGGAGGCCUUCCGCCUCAGUAGACAAAUCACCCACACCUCCCCUCUCCCACCUUAGACGAACUUACUGGAUGCCACCCCUUAAUCAACUCUUGCCACCCCUUUGCCACCCCUGGCAAAAAAUUCUGGACACGCCCCUGUACCCCAGUUCAUUAUGGUAAGCCUUUAUUAAUUAUUUAUAUUUUAGAGCUGUCGGUAUGGAUUUGGCGGGAAAUUGCAUACUUCCGUCAGUCAUCCGUGUGUGUUUACAUAAUGUCCAUAAAGAAAGAAAAGAAGGUCCGUUGAUACUACAGCGCAUGUUUAUGUGUGGUGAAAGGUGUGGUAGAAGUUUGAAGCUGAAAGCUUGUAACCACAACAAAAGAGCGACACUGACCAUGGAUCAUUCAAAAAGGCAACCCUCUGGAGAAUCACCCGUUUCCAAAAUAACCCUCAAACCGAGAAGUAUCUGCAUGCAAAAAGGAAAAGCGGCAGAGCCCGUAAUAAUAAAACACGAAAAAACAAUCGGCUUGGCAUUUUCAGAGGUGGCGACCUAUUUAAACCUAGGGAUUUAAAACCUACCUUGAGGUGGAUUUUUCUCACUUGACAUGUAAGAUAUUUUAUUGGACCGAUAGUUAGCCAGAUAGCUCUCUUAGUGUGGUAGUUUGUUAUAUAGCGUUAGCUACUCUAAUGUAGCAUUGCAUUAUGGAUUGUGGUACUGCAGUGCUUGAUUUCAUAUUCGAGGAAGGAAAUGGGGGAAAAAAAACAAACUAGACCAGAUCUCUAGACCAGUUACUACCUUGGUCUGGUUGCUUGCUAGCUAAGAUAUAAUAGUUUCCAUCGUUUGACUUUCUGAUAUGACUAGCAAUCGUUAUGUCUAAUGUCAUCAUUAUUUAUUUUGAAACAAUUGUUUUCAGUGAGUCAAAACUACAGCGGAAGAUGUGCUACUUAUCUGCUAAUAAGACAUAUUUUUCGGAUAUCCGUCUUUUUCUUCCUUUCGUUAUUUAUUUAUUUAAAGUUUUGUGGGGAGGGGGCGAGUUUUGUUGUUGUUAGUGACAUUUGGUCUGAUAAGUCGAUCAUCUGUAUCCAUGGUUACAACGGUACUCCUCAAACCAUCAGAUUCCUCCACACAGAAGAGCAGAGCCAAAGCAUGACUGAUGUAAUUUCCAUAACAAUGUUCCUCCGCAAGUAACUUGCAGUUCUAUGCUUCAACCAAAAAAAAAAAAAAAAAAAAGUUACAACUUUUCUAAAAGUUACAUAGUGUAGCUUUAAAGGGGUGAAAAGUCUAAAUUAAUUUUUGUGGUCACCAACAUUGUCACAAAUGCUGUUAAUUAAGAGUCACUUGUAUUGAAGCCGGAAUAUUAUAAAUAUCCUUUAAAGCAAAUUAAGAAGAUUCUGUUAUGAUUUAUGUCACUCACCCUCAUGUUGUUACAAAAGUGUAUGACUUUUUCUGUUAAACACAAAAUGAGAUGUUUUGAAUAAUGUGCAUGCUGCUGUUUUCCAUAUAACGAAAGCAUAGUGACCAGGGGCUGUCAAGCUCCAAAAAAAGCCAAAUAAAGUAUCAGAAAAGCACCAUAAAAGUAUGACUAGUGCACAUUCAAGUCUUCUUAAGCUAAAGUUUGUGUAAGGAACAGACUGAAAUUUAUGUACCGUUUUCACUGAAAAUCUUUCCCUCCACUGCAGCGCUGAAAUCUCAUUGCGCUUUGCAUAUUCAAAUAUGUCACACCACAUUCAGUUAUGAAAUAUGCAAGAACCAAAGACAUUUGGUGUCAAUGGCAUCCCACUUUGACACGUGUCUUGGCGCACCAAUUUGAAUAUGUGAGCAAAUUAGAUUUCAGAGAGAGGGGAAGAUUAUCAGUGAAUACGACUUAAAUUUCUGUCUGUUCCUCACACAAAUGUAUCAUAUGACUUCAGAAGACUUGGAAUAUAGUGCAUGAAUCAUAUUUUAUACUUUUAAUAUACUACUUUUAUACUUAAAUAGUACUUUUUGGAGCUUGAAAGAUUUAAACGUGCUUUUGUUGUACAGAAAAAGCAGCUUGAACAUUCUUCAGAAUUUAUACUUUAUAAGUCAUAUAUGUUGCAAAAGGUUUUACUUUUAGAUCUGUUCUUUGUAGAGUUUUUAUCCUCAUUAAAGGUGCUGUAAGUGAUACGCAUAUUUUGGAAACAAUGCAUUUAAUGCAUACAAGUCAAUCAGAAAUGUUUUAUGCCUGUCAAUCAUAUCGCAUGUUCAAGUUUGCUGACAUCCGAUUGGCUAACAUGUCUUUAGAGGACAAGGUUUUGUAUAGAGAAAGUUUCCAAAAUGGUGGAAAUGAGCAAGACCACUAAAAUCGGUUACAGCACAUUUAAAGGAAUAUUCUGGGUUCAAUACAAGUUAAGCUCAAAUGACAGUCUUUGUGGAAUAAUGUUGAUUACCACAGAAAUUAAUUUCAACUUGUCCCUCCUUUUCUUUAAAACAAAAGCAAAAAUUCGAGUGACAGUAAGGCACGUACAAUGGAAGUGAAUGGGGCAAAAAUCCGUAAACGUUCGCUGUUUCAAAAGUAUAGCCAAAAGAUGAAAAAUAAUAUGCACAUUGUUCAUUUUGACCUCCCCUGACAUGAUUUGAUCAAAUCUCUUUUCUGUGUAAGUUAUGUCCAAUUUUACAACUUUGUUGCCAUGACAACAUAACUCUGUAAACCCCUAAUAUGACUGUAAAAAUGACUAUUUAAACAUCUUUAAAGCUCAAAUAAUAAACAAGUUUUAACAAUACUUGUGCUUUUAGUAAAUUAUAAGCUUAACAUUUUUGCCUUUUAACCCUCCAUAAAUUGGCCCCAUUCACUCCCAUUGUAAGUGCCUCACUGUAACUUCAAUUUUUUCAAAGAAAAGGAGGGAUGAGUCAAAAAGAUUUUUUUAUGAUAAUCAACAUUAUGCCACAAAUGCUGUCCAUUGAGCUUAACUUGUACUGAACACAGAAUAUUCCUUUAAAGAAUGUGGUAAGAAUUAAGUGAAUUUGUUAAUCAUAUUUUAAUUCUAAAAUGUUACAGGUAUGCUGUUCUGCUUGCCCCCCAAAAAACAACAACAAUUACACUGAAUCUUUUAUUAUUUCAUAUUAUUUACAUACAUAAUUAUUCCCCACAUUAAGAACAAAAUGUAAACUGUUAUUUUUUCAUAUUUGUCAUUGUUUGCCCUGUCUCAAAGACUCACAUUCAAGCAAUGUUUUGAUGUAACUUAAUUUGACAAACUGAUCUUAUUACUUAUGCAAAUUUAUGUAAAUCCAUGGUGCUUUGUCUAUGCAAGCCAAAGAAAAACACGCUAUCAGCAUCUCAGUCAUAUUCUCCUCCACUUUAUUCAAAUAUAGUUGCAUUUUGACUUCAUAUCCACUUGUUAGUUUGGCUUUUUUAAGCUGUUAAUGACUGUAAUGUUUUUUGUUUUUUUUACAUUAAUUUGCAUUAAAUUAUUCUAAUGAGCUAUAGGUGCGGGCGAUGUAAAAAUAGCUUAAUUUAUGCAUGGUGUAAUCUAACUAUUUAUACUGAUUCUCUGGUGCUAUCAUUCAUUUUAAUUAGACUGAUAUGUGUACGUGUGAGGAGGGAAGAGCACAUGUGUUAAUAAAGAGUUGAUCAGGUCCA